CUGAGGCUGACUAUCAAAAAUAACUAUCAUUUAUGUUGAGGCUCUACUAUCAAGAACAACUACCACUUAUGUUGAGGCUCGACUAUCAAAACAAUUACCACUUAUGUUGAGGCUCGACUAAUCGGGAGAUAAAACACUCUUUAUCAAAAAUAACUAUUAGACCAGAUUCCCCCCACCCCACCCUACCUUUCCUAUCCCAUAUCCAGUUCUUUGCUGGUCUAUUUUGUGACUAUCCAAACUGAAGAUUUAUUUCUUUGUAGAAGUAGGAAUAGGAAAAUUAGGGAUUGUAAAUUGAUUAAAAAAAAAUUGAAUUGAAUUUCUUCUUCUCUAUCUAAAGCACACAUACUCAUUCUCUUUCUCUCUCUAUUAUUCUUGCUAUAGGAUUCUUUUUUUCAAAGGAAAUUCUUGAUCUUUCACCUCUCUAAGGAGCCCUAAUUUACCCUAGUCUUCCUAUCAAUUUGAUUGAAUUCUAGUAACAAAUUUAAGAGAGAAAUUAUCAUAAAGUUAAUAACUUUAAGGAGGAAAAAAAGAAAGAAUCUCCAAAAACAAAGCGAAUUCUUCUCUUAAUUGAGUGUCUCUGUCAUCAGUUUGUCUGUUUCUCACUUUCUUUUUUCCUCAGCGGCCUUCAAAUUUCAACCAUGUUUUUCAUGGGAUGAAAAUCUCAGAUACUCAAAAAGAUAAUUGAGCCAUUUGCAUUUUGUCCUUUUUUUUUUGUGAAAUGUUUUGCAAUAUCUCCUGAAGUAGCAGUAAAGAACAAAUUUUGGCAGCCAUAUGGAGGAUGAUAAUAAGACCACCUACAAAUACAAGGAUUAUUACAAGGUUCUUGAAGUAGAAUAUGAUGCAUCCGAUGAGAAGAUCAGAUUAAACUAUAGGAAACUUGCACUGAAGUGGCAUCCUGACAAACACAAGUGUAACGAUGCAGCAACCACUAAAUUUCAAGAGAUUAAUGAAGCUUAUUCGGUGUUAAGUGAUCCUGAUAAGAGACUUGACUAUGAUCUAAAUGGAAACUAUGAGAUAAAUAAUUACACCUUGCCAGAAUAUCUAGCCAGAUUCAAAGGGAUGAUACUUACCUGUAAUGGGCUUGGUAUGAGUCAGGAUUCAGUCUGGUCAGAGCAAUUGACAGAAUUUAACAAGUUGACGGACAAAUGAAAGUUGGUGGUCAUCUUUUUUCUCGUCUUCAGAUUCACCGUCUUUCCUAUGGUACCUCACUUACCUCUCCCAGAUGUUUAUGGUAGUAUCCUUCUGUUAUCGGUGAGAUUUAUUUCCUAAAGUUAAAUAUUCAUCAUCUCGCUCGAAGGUUUUCCAGAGCAACCAUGUUAUGUGUAACCGACAGGAUAUCUGUACCUAAUAUGUCUAUGCAACUCAGACAAUUUUUACAGUGAUCAUGAUUUUGGUAUUUACUGAAUUCCCUAUAGACAUCUUGUAAAAUGUAAUUUGUGAAACAAGUAUACUGGAAGAUGUCAUUGCUAACUCAUUGCCUUCCUCAAGGUUGUAUCAAUUCACAUGUAAUAUUUAAAGAUUGAAUCUCACUGAACUUGACAUAUUAACCAAAUUUGAUGCCA
Molecule: messenger RNA, 1562 nt
Organism: Solanum dulcamara
Lineage: Eukaryota; Viridiplantae; Streptophyta; Magnoliopsida; Solanales; Solanaceae
Exons: 6
Coding region: 772-1149 (125 amino acids)
Cellular component (GO): nucleus; cytoplasm
Source: RefSeq, a predicted model, not a curated record